Rasamsonia emersonii CBS 393.64 is the source of this 2331-nucleotide messenger RNA. Its product is annotated as DUF221 domain protein. Gene Ontology annotation, molecular function: calcium-activated cation channel activity. The record is from RefSeq and is a predicted model, not a curated record. The coding region runs from base 1 to 2331 and encodes 776 amino acids. Lineage: Eukaryota; Fungi; Ascomycota; Eurotiomycetes; Eurotiales; Trichocomaceae. The transcript is spliced from 4 exons. Gene Ontology annotation, cellular component: plasma membrane.
AUGUGCUUUGUUGGCUGUCUGAUCACCUGGCCAGUUUUGUUCCCCGUCAAUGCCACGGGUGGUGCAGGUCUCAAGCAGCUUGACAUUCUGACCAUUUCCAACAACCUGCACUUUUCUCGAUACUUUGCACAUGCAUUCAUCGCGUGGAUCUUUAUUGGCUUCAUUUUCUUCCUCAUCACCAGGGAAAGCAUCUACUACAUCAAUCUUCGCCAGGCGUAUGCCUUGUCUCCAGCCUAUGCCAACCGCAUGUCCUCGCGGACGGUUCUCUUCACGGCCGUGUCGAAAGAGUACCUGAAUGAAAGCAAGAUUCGUCGCCUCUUUGGUAACGACAAAGUCAAGAACGUCUGGAUGGCCACCGACACGAGCAAGCUCGAAGAGAAGGUCCAAGAGAGAGAGGAUGCGGCGAUGAAGCUGGAAGGUGCCGAAAUUGAGCUGAUUAAAAAGGCCAAUGGCGCUCGUCUCAAGGCUUUGAAGAAGAAUGACGAAGAGGCUCGCCAGCAGGACACCACCGCUGCCGAUGAUGAAUCUGGUUCGGUCGCGGCGCGUUGGAUAAAACCCAAGGACCGUCCUACCCAUCGGUUGAAAUUCCUCAUUGGAAAAAAGGUCGACACCAUCAACUGGGCCAGGGCCGAAAUCGAGCGUCUGACGCCCGAGAUCGAAGAACUGCAAGCCAAGCACCGUGCUGGAGACGCCAAGCUGGUUUCCUCCGUCUUUGUGGAAUUCUACAGCCAGUACGAGGCGCAGGCCGCCUACCAAGCGGUUACCCACAACCUUCCCCUUCACAUGAGCCCCCGUUAUAUUGGCAUCGAUCCGACUCAGGUCAUCUGGUCCAACCUUCGCAUUAUGUGGUGGGAACGGGUCGUGCGCCACUUUGCGACAAUCGCUUUCGUUGUGGCUCUCAUUGUUUUCUGGGCUAUUCCCACCUCUGUUGUCGGUGCCAUUUCCAACAUCAACUAUCUCACCCAUAUAGUCCCAUUCCUUAACUUCAUUAACAACAUGCCACCGGUGAUUCUGGGUGUCAUCACGGGCUUACUUCCCUCGGUUCUGAUGUCUGUGCUGAUGGCACUCGUGCCGAUCGUCAUGCGGUUGAUGGCGAAAUGGGGCGGAGCGCCUACCAUGGCCGCAGUGGAGUUGUGGACACAGAAUGCCUACUUCGGCUUCCAGGUGGUCCAGGUCUUCAUCGUGGUGACUCUUACUUCGGCAGCAUCAAGUGUUGUGCGGUCUAUCAUCGAUAACCCCCAGUCAGCAGCAUUAAUGCUGGCGCAACAUCUUCCCAAGGCCUCCAACUUCUACAUCUCCUACAUCAUCUUGCAAGGCUUGACCUUCACCUCUGGUGCUCUUCUUCAAAUCACUGGCCUGAUUUUGGGAAAGAUCCUGGGCAUGAUUCUGGACAACUCUCCACGGAAGAUGUAUAACCGCUGGUCGUCUCUUGCUGACUUGGGCUGGGGAACCGUCUUGCCGCCCAUGUCGUUGCUGGCUGUGAUUGCGAUCACCUACGCGUGUAUCGCACCUCUGGUUCUCGGGUUUGCCACCAUUGGUCUGUAUCUGUUCUAUUUCGCCUUCCGCUACAACCUCCUCUACGUGUCCAACUCCCAGAUCGACACGCAGGGCCAGAUCUACCCUCGUGCGCUCCAGCACCUUACAGUAGGAUGUUACCUUUCGAUUCUCUGCCUCAUCGGUCUGUUCGCCAUUGGAUCGGGUGCUGAGCGGAUCGCUCUGGGACCACUGAUCCUGAUGGUGAUAUUCCUGGUCUUUGUUGUUUUGUAUCACGUGUCGCUGAACCGCGCCCUCGAGCCUCUCAUCAAGUAUAUUCCCAAGAACUUGGAGAGCGAGGAGGAGGCACUGCUCAGCCAGACACGCACCAAGCUCAGUCACGCCACUACCGAUGAAUCCAACACCCUUGUCCAGGGCAGCUCCACGAGAAACGAGCCGUCAAAGGACGAGGUCGACACUGCGGAGAAAGGUCUGCCAGCACCGACGGUCCUGCCAGCUGUGCCGGAGAAGAAGCCCAACCUAUUCGCGAAAUUCUUCCGCCCGGACAAGUACACCGACUACGCGACUCUGCGCCGUCUCGUCUAUUCCGAAGCGGAAGCGCCCACGUAUCCGCCCGAGGUGGAACGCGACGCCUACUUCCACCCAGCGAUCAGGGCCCAGUUGCCGCUGCUCUGGAUUCCUCGCGACGAGGGCGGCGUGAGCAAGCAGGAAGUGGCGCACAGCUCGCGCGUCAUCCCGAUCACGGACGAGGACGCCUGGCUGGACGAGAAGAACAAACUCCACUGGAACGAGGAGAACGGUCGGCCGCCGAUCUACGAGGAGAAGAUCUACUACUGA